Sclerotinia borealis F-4128 is the source of this 1932-nucleotide messenger RNA. The record is from the annotation of a GenBank genome assembly. Lineage: Eukaryota; Fungi; Ascomycota; Leotiomycetes; Helotiales; Sclerotiniaceae.
AUGAAACUCGCCAAUUAUUCGACAUCAGAUGAUUCGGGUUCCGAUAUUGGAGAAACCACUGUGUCAGAAUCUUCUCCAUCAAAAGAUACCAUAGCUCUUCAGUCAUCCUGUAGACCCAAACGCAAAUACGAAUCCAAUGACUACAGCACAGAAAAGAAUCCUGCUUUUUCCACAGUAUCCGAAGUCAUUUCAGAAAUUUUUGGGUUCUCUGUCGAGGCAUCCACCCCCGUCUCAGGGCGCACCAAGUCCCGCGACAUCCCUUCCCCACCGAAAAGAAGACGAAAGCAACGAUGGAUCGAACAAGAGGGAAGCUUGGAGCUGUUGGCUACGCGGGACUUCAAGAAUCUUGCCUUCAGAAAUGACGCGAAGACAGAGGAUAGAAACAUGGAUGAGGAUGAUGAAAGGAUCUGUGGAGGAGCAAGGCACAAUUGGGUCAACGGGAUGCGAGAAGGAAAAGGAGAAGAUCCGUUUUUGAAUUAUCUUGCAUAUUGCAAGGGAUUGGGAGUACAAUCGGAGCCGGAAAAUGGACCAAAGGAGCCAAACACCAUGAAUGCUUCAUCAAAGAACGCGGGUGAAAAGGAUCAUGGGAAUGAAAAUGUAGCUGGGUAUUUGAACCUUACUACCAGGAGCGCAAGGUUAGAUGAGGCGUUACGUAGAGUACAAAGGAGGAGAGAGAGAUCCGAGACAAUCCUCAAGACUUUGAAGUGGUGGGAUGGUGAGGUAGAGACGGCAACUGAUGAGGACAAUGAAGAGGCGGGACUCAUUGCGGCUAGUGCAUCUAAUGUUGGGUUUUCUGAUGAUAGAUGUGGAAGUAGGGGGUCGACUUUAGUAGAGGAAUAUGAAGUUGUGACCCCGGAAGACACAGGAUACCAAAAUACAGCACGGUCUUCUAUAUCGACGGAAGAACUCUUCACCAGUCGAGGCUCUUUGAGCACAACUGCUAGUCCUCUAGCGAGCGGAUCCACAGAUGAAGAUGCCAUGGAGCAACAAGCUGGGAUUCAAUCGCACCAGAUCCAACAUGAGAUGUCAAAGGGUUGUUCUGGUGCCUCCUCCAAUGGAUGUGGUACCAACAAUGAACCAAAAUUCGUUAUUGUCGAGGACAUUGAGGAAACGAGCCCCAGAGGCCAACAUAAUGCUGAUCAUGAGAAAUUGGAUCUGUCUUCGUCAGAAUUUUCCUAUGACAGGAGUGAGGAGGACCUAGAAUGCUAUACGAGAAUCGACAAAGGAGAGUCGACUAGAAUCACGGCUGAGAUGGUUGAAUCAGUUAAGAACAUUAUGGUGGACACUCUCUGUGCCACUGCGGAAGAAUUGACGAACGGGUUCAUAAAAAUGUUCCAUAAGGAGUGUUCUGUAUCAACCGAGGGCGAAACAACUUGGUACGAUGGUGUGGAAGAAGAGAUCGUUGAGGCUGUUGCGAAAAGAGUAAGAUGCGCAUUUAUGCACUUAAAGGAGGACUGUAAUGGGGCAUUGAAAAAGGCAGAAAAUAUCUCUCCAUCCUGUCCCAAACCCAAAAUCUCAGCCAGACACAGCAUCUUUACCAACUGGGACACCGCCUACCCAGACAAUGUCAUGCGUCCCUCAGAACUCAUGCGCGCCGUCCGUGUCCUCAUCUCCCUCACCAAUCCCACCCCACAUUGCCGCGCUAUCCUCGAAAACACCCCCGGGUCCGAAUACGAUGCUUUAGCAGUGCAUAUACAACACUAUCUUCAGAUAGGCGCUGCGGUAACGUGCGAGGAGAUUAUGGAGGGGAGUGCAUGUGCAUGUUGUGAGCGGGAAGUUGGGAGGGGGAGGAUGGAAAUGCCUUGUUUUGUUCCUUGGUGGAAGAGAAUAAGGAAGGAGAGGAUGAAGAAACUUGAAGAGAGAUGGGAAAAAGGGGUAUUAAGUAGGAAGUUUUUGGAUAGUGUUAAGGCAGCUGGAGGCAGCUGGAAUUGA